UAUAUUUAAUGCUUAGAAAUGGAGGCGUUGUGCUUGUUGGACAACUGGAAUAAGGAUUCUCAUGUCCCUGAGCGAGUAAGUGAAAAUACGCUGGUAAUGGAUAGUUUGAACCAAAAUCUUACCAGUGGACAUCAGUCUCAUCAAGUGCUCCAGAGCACUCCACUGGAUUUGAUUGAGACUGGGAAAGCCCUGAAGGUUCAAGCAGAGUGCCCGCAUUUGGUCAGUCUAGGAAGUGGCCGUCUCAGUACAGCCAUCACCCUCUUACCCCUGCCUGAAGGCAAGACCACUCUGGGUCACGGAGCCAUGGACAUCAACAUCCAGGGCCCAGGGAUCGCAGCUCAGCACUGCUUCAUUGAAAACAAGGCAGGACUCAUCACGCUGCACCCCUGUGGAAACCAGUGUAGCAUGGACGGACUACCGGUCACCAAACCUGUGCGCCUGUCUCAAGGCUGUAUGCUGUGUUUCGGCCAAUCUGCCUUUUUCCGUUUCAACCACCCCGAGGAGGCUUUCCGAAUGAAAAGCAUGAUGUCUGAGGGAGGACAGACAGCCAGUGUGAAAAACUGGGCCCACACAGAUUCUGAGAACCUGAUCAAUGGGAACCACUCGUCAGGAGUGCCAAAAUCUCACUUGGUCUCCAACAAGAGAGUGCGCCCUGAGCACAGUGCCAUCGUCAGUUCCAUUGAGAAGGACCUUCAGGACAUUAUGGACUCAUUAGUCAUGGAUGACCCUCAGCCCUCUUCCUCUGAGUCAAAGAAGCCCUCUGGUCUGCCCAUCUCCCAGUCUCCCUUGUCCCCCAUGUUAAAUGGAGGGGGGCGCUUCCUUCUCUCACCCCCAACGAGCCCUGGUGCUAUGUCUGUGGGCUCCAGUUAUGAGAAUACCUCUCCUCCUUUCUCUCCUCUCUCAUCCCCAUCCAGCUACACCAGUCCAUCUCCAAGUGGUUGUCAGAACCAGCUUUACACGCUUCCUCCUGUGCCAGUGAGGUCUUCUAGUUACAAUUACACCAGCCAGCCACCCAUACCUCAGCCACGAACCAUACUGCCCAGCUAUUCCGGUGGCAACAGAGGGCCAAAGGUGCCUGAGAGUCCCAAACUCCAGCGAAAAGCUCUUUUAGAAGCACCGCCAAGCCCAAAGCCAAGUCGUUGGGGGUUGAACCAAGACAGCUCGGUGGCUAAAACCCCAGACAGCCCCAUACAGACUCACAUUCUGCCCUCAGUCUCAAUCUCUACUGCUCCGACUGAUCAUUCAUCUGUCAGUCGGGUUCCAGUUCCAGGUAGUCCCAGACUGACCCCCAAAUUCUCAACCGCAUCCCCAUCCUCCUCGCCCUCUAGUUCUAGAACCAAAACUGCCAUUGUUCUCCAGGAUCGGCCCUCAAGCCCUUUGCGGGAGCAGCCUCAGCCAGAUUGCUCCUUGACCUCUAUCCCCUCUAAUCAACUCUCCCCACCCUCGCGAUCUUUCCAGCCCCCCUUGGACCCCAUUGUCCACAUCAUUCAGGGUGGACCUCCACACCCACAUCCUCGCACAUUGCAGCCUCCAGAAAGUCCGCGGCUGGCCCGCAGGAAUCUUGAAGGGAGUAGCAUGAGGGAGCUUCCUCCUCUUAGCCCCUCUAUAGCUCGCAGGGGGGUUCCUGUGCUCCCCGGAGCUCUACCGGGAACCCUGCGGACUCCAGAGAGUCCAUCCCCACGAAUGGUGCCAGAGAGUCCCAGACUCAGGCGGAAAGCAGGGUCUCCUACAGAGGAGCCAUUCAGCCCUCGUGGGGUGCGUGCUCGUAGUCCUUCACCCACCUCCGGACUGAUGGGGGAAGGCAGUGGACGGAAGGGCAGUUUUGGGAACUCGCUCUCUUCUGCAUUCAGCCUGGGCUCUCUGCCUGGGUCAUCGCCCCGAUCCAGUCCUAGGAGCCACAGAAAGAUGUCAGCGGGCCACAGGGACCUUCGGAUGCCUCACCCUGGCAUGAGGGAGCGCAAGAAUAGCAUCACAGAGAUCAGCGACAACGAGGAUGACCUUCUGGAGUACCACCGGCGCCAAAGAGAAGAACGACUCAGGGAGCAAGAAAUGGAGAGGCUGGAACGGCAGCGUCUGGAAACAAUCUUGAACCUCUGUGCCGAGUACAACAAGGGCGACGGGCCGGCGGGAGAUCUGGGUAGGAUGGGCGUCUCUGGGCUUGGCUCGAGGGACGGGCUUAACGUCAGACGUCCUUCCUUGGACAGUGUGAACAGCGCUUCCCUAAGGGUGGCGCAGAGACAUCGUGAAAGCCAAGAGGAGAACCUGAAGGGGGACAGGAGUAGCACUGAGAGUGCGCAGCAGGACGGACGGACCCCAACAGCUCUGUUAAAUGGACAAAAUGGACAGGCAGAGGACUGUCUGGGAUCGGGCAGCAUUGGCCGUCUGGAACUGGGAUACCUGGAGGAGGAGCGGGUUCGAGUGCUGGCAAAGGUAGAUGAGCUCAAAGCUCGAAUCACAGAACUGGAGCAGCAACUUCAGGAGUCCAAACAGGAGGCGGAGAUGGAAAGAGCUCUGCUGCAGGGAGAGAGACAGGCCGAGCUGGAGCAAAUCGAGGCCGACACAGAGAUUAUCAACCAGCUGCAGCGCAAACUCAGCGAACUGGAGAGCACCAUCCAGAGAGAGAAAGACAAGGCGUGCCAUUCUGUCGGAUGGCCACUCAAGGCCCAUUCUGGUCUCGAUUGCCAUCCCCAGGAGAGGGCUAAUGUUGACGCGGAGCGGGAAGCCCUGGAGAGGCUUCAGGAUGGGUACAAUGAGUUGACGAGCCAGCUCCAUAACUGCCCUGAGUCUCUGAGGGAGCAGUUACAGGAACAACUCAAGAGGGAAGCUGAGACUCUUGAGGCUGCGACUAAGCAGUUUGAGGACCUGGAGUUCCAGCAGUUAGAGAAGGAGAGCAGUCUGGAGGAGGAGCGCGAGACCAUUAGCCAGCAGCUGCUGCAGGACAGAACUCAGUACCACAGCAGCGUCACCAAAAGAAAAGAAAAUGUUGCAGCAUUGGAAAGCCAAGCCAAUCAGCUGGGAAUACAGGCUGCUCAGGAGUGUGAGAGGCUGGCCAAAGACAGAAGUAUGACAUUGCAGCUGCUACAGAAGGAAAAGGAAAGGCUGGCCAAUCUGGAGAGAAGAUACCAGAGCUUAACUGGUGGAAAGACGUUCCCCAAAAGCUCCAACACUAUAAAGGAGGUGUACCGCUCUCGACUGGACAGUGAUACCAGCCAAUCGUCAAUUUCGAGACCGAAAAUCAGCGCCGGUCUGUCCCCCACAUACACUACAGCUACACUGGGACGCAACACUCCUGCCAGGAGUCCUCUGAUGGUAGUCAACAGCACCGGGAGUCUCCCACGCAACCUGGCAGCCACCCUGCAGGACAUUGAGACCAAGAGGCAGCUGGCUCUCCAGCAGAAAGAAUUCUUGCCCUCCGUCUUUGAGUCGUCCUCCAGUACGGACAGUCCCACAGGCCAGCAGGUGAUUGAGGAGCAGCGGAGGCGUCUGGCCGAGCUGAAGCAGAAAGCUGCAGUAGAGGCUCAUUGCCAGUGGGAGGCGCUCCAUGGCUCUCAAACGCAGCUCAACAGUCCCUUUUCCUCCACCUCUGGGCCAGUCAUGCACCACUCCAUCCUGCACCACACAGCGCCCUCUUCUAGGGAACAGCCUUAUGACACCCUCAGCCUGGAGAGCUCGGACAGCAUGGACACAAGCAUCUCCACUGGAAACAACUCGGCCUGCUCUCCUGACAACAUGUCCAGGUUCGACAUUUCCACAUGCUUUCCUCAAUCACUUUCUCUGAGCGCUUAG
Messenger RNA from Sinocyclocheilus grahami, 3786 nucleotides. Its product is annotated as pleckstrin homology-like domain family B member 1. NCBI's taxonomy places the organism in Eukaryota, Metazoa, Chordata, Actinopteri, Cypriniformes, Cyprinidae. The transcript is spliced from 18 exons. Gene Ontology annotation, cellular component: basal cortex. Gene Ontology annotation, molecular function: protein binding. Bases 19 to 3786 code for a protein of 1255 amino acids. The record is from RefSeq and is a predicted model, not a curated record. Gene Ontology annotation, biological process: regulation of microtubule cytoskeleton organization.